CUAGCACUCCAGUUAUCGAGUAAUGGCAAAUAUUCAAGGAGCCUUCCUCCUCCCUUUCGUAGUCGUUGCUGGCUUGUUAGCUAGCACUCACGGUGCAAAACCAAGCCGUAACUCAAUGCCCUUCAAUAGGACAAGUUUUCCAAAAGAUUUCACGUUUGGAGCUGGCACUGCUGCUUAUCAGUCUGAAGGAGCUGCAUAUAUUGAUGGAAAGGGGCCAAGUAUUUGGGAUACCUUCACUAAACAGCAUCCAGAGAAAAUUUGGGACCAUAGCACAGGAAAUGUAGCCAUCGACUUUUAUCAUCGAUAUAAGGAGGACAUACAAUUGAUGAAAAAAAUUGGCUUGGACUCUUUUAGGUUCUCCAUCUCUUGGUCAAGAGUGUUACCGAAGGGGAAAAUUAGUGGAGGAGUAAACCCUCUGGGUGUCAGAUUCUACAACAAUCUCAUCAAUGAGCUCUUAGCGAAUGGCAUAACACCUUUUGUAACAUUGUUUCACUGGGAUCUUCCACAAGCACUUGACGAUGAGUAUUCCGGAUUCCUAAGCUCCAAAGCUGUGGAUGAUUACGUUGACUAUGCGGAAUUUUGCUUCAAAACAUUUGGCGAUCGGGUGAAGCACUGGUGCACAUUUAAUGAGCCAUACUCGUUUAGCAGCAAUGGCUACAAUGGCGGUACUUUCGCUCCAGGCCGUUGCUCUAACUAUGCCGGAAACUGCACGCUAGGUAACUCCGGUACCGAACCCUACAUGGUAGCCCAUAACUUGAUUCUUGGACAUGCAGCAGCUGUGAAAUUGUACAGGGAGAAAUAUCAGGCUUCUCAAAAGGGAAAAAUUGGGAUCACUAUAGUGACAAACUGGUUUAUACCAAAAUCUCCAAAAUCAGAGGAAGAUAUCAAAGCAGCCUAUAGAGAACUUGAUUUUCUGUUUGGUUGGUUUGCGAAUCCACUUACUUACGGAGAUUAUCCUGAGACCAUGAAAGCUAUAGUGGGACAUCGACUACCCAAAUUUACUAAGGAGGAAUCUGCUUUGGUAAAAGGGUCAAUAGAUUUUCUUGGUGUGAAUUACUACACUACAAAUUAUGCAGCAAACAAUCCAGCUCCUAAUAAAUUCAACUUUAGUUAUACUGGAGAUUCCCAAACCAUUCUCUCAACUUCCAAGGGUGGACAUCCUAUCGGUACACCGACAGCUUUGAAUUGGCUAUUCAUCUAUCCGAAGGGAAUUUAUGACCUUAUGCUGUAUGUAAAGGACAAGUACAAGAACCCUCCGGUUUACAUUACUGAGAAUGGUCUUGCCGAUGCAAAUAAUGCAUCAUUGCCAGUUAAAGAAGCUCUGAAAGAUGGGCUAAGAAUAAGAUACUUAGCUAGCCAUCUACAAUAUCUUUCAAAAGCCAUCAAGGAGGGAGCUAAUGUGAAGGGAUACUAUCAAUGGGCAUUUUGGGACGAUUUUGAAUGGGAUGCUGGAUAUACCGUCCGUUUUGGCAUGAUUUAUAUUGAUUUCAAGAACAAUUUAAAGAGAUAUAUGAAAUACUCGGCUUAUUGGUUCAAGAUGUUCCUCCUACACUAAGUUGUGGAGGUUGAGUUGGUUAGCCCUAACUCGGUCAUGUUAAUUUGUUGCUUUAUGAAUGAUUAGAGAAGUUUAGACGAGGAGAAUCUUCCUUACAAUAUGAGAACGAUGUCUGUCCCUCGUCUCUUGUAUGUUUUCUUGUAAUAAUUCCCAUGUUUUUUCUAUGGUGUGGCUUCUACAAUAAAGAAAGAGACGUCAUCCUUGUGUCUUUUACGA
This is a messenger RNA of Populus euphratica (Euphrates poplar), 1771 nucleotides long. Its product is annotated as vicianin hydrolase-like. The record is from RefSeq and is a predicted model, not a curated record. Lineage: Eukaryota; Viridiplantae; Streptophyta; Magnoliopsida; Malpighiales; Salicaceae. Bases 23 to 1555 code for a protein of 510 amino acids. The transcript has 13 exons. Gene Ontology annotation, biological process: carbohydrate metabolic process. Gene Ontology annotation, molecular function: beta-glucosidase activity.